AUCAAUCAAUGGCUGCGAUUGUCAAAAGGUCAAUAGUUUCAGGAAGAGAGCACUUUCCUUUUUAUUUAUCGCUCUAAUAAGUUAAAUAUACUCUAAAAAUAAAAUCACAAAAGAUCUCACAACACAGCAAAAUGGAAAGUUCCAGUGCUGAUGAAGCUAAGACUGUUCAGCUACUCGCUAAAGGUAUCAUGGAGAUGUAUGAACCGCCUUUAACAACAAUCAAUACUCAUUUAAAAGAGUUAACAGAAAAGCAAGAUGCAGUCCAGGGUAUGCUCACGUCAGAGAGGAGAAGGCUGGAAGACUUACAGAAUGAUGUCAUGCUAGAUGCACUGCUGGCAGACAUAGCAACAAACCGAGAGAAACUGGUAACCAUAUCAAACUCCAUGAUGACGUUGCACAAGAGGGUUCAAUCUUUACAGACAAGAGCAGCUAAUGUGGAGAAAGCAGCUAAAUUGAAGGCAGCCAACAAACCUGGACCAUCCACUAGUUAGUAAUAUCUGAAUAUAAUAAGGAAGCUCAAAAAUGGCAGAAAUAAUAAUCAAAAUGUGUAAUACAUAUUGCAUCUCGGAGAUAGCAGGCACGACGCCAUUAAAAUUGGUGUGUUAAAUAUAUUUUUUUAGGUUUGUGGUAUUGUUAAACUUUAUUCUUGUUUUAAAAGUCGUCAGUAUUUUGUACUCAAAAUAUAGUUUCGGCUCUUUUCACCUACUGCCUUUAGUCACAAUACUUAUAUAUUUUCUUUUAAAAAAUACACUUCACUUAGUUAUUUGUUCCUAUCUGUUAUUGUUGAUUAUGUAUUGUUGAACGUAUUUAAAUAUUUAUUUAGUAGAGAAUCAAUCAAACUCUUGACUGCUAAAGCAUAAUUUACUGUUACUGUUAUAUUUAGUUGUUUUGUAUGUGCUACAUAUCUUCUCGAUUUAAGUGAGUCUUUAACUAUUUAAUUAUGUUGAUUAAAAAAAAUGUAUGCCAGAAUUAAACAGAAGAAUUUUCAAGCUAAUAAAUAAACUUCUUUUGGAAAUAGAGGCAUUUUUUCAAGAUAUGCUGGCAUCAAUUAGUGUUUAAAGAAAUAUUGCCCCAAACUAGAUAUUUUAUCUUUAUAAAAACAGCAUAAUAAGCUGGUUAGGUUUGGUCGUGGAUAGAUAUAAAAAUAAAACGCUUUUGUAUUGAAACUUUAUUUAUUUAAAACUUAAAAAUUACAAUAAAUCGUAAGUACUAAUUAAUAAUAAAUAUUAUAUUUUACUUAAUACAACAUUAUUUACUAAGAUAUUGUAUUUUUAAGGCUAUAGCCAUUUGGCAACUGAUAUUAUAAAGAACAAUUUUGAAUAUAGAUGGCGCUACUUUCGUUUGGCCCUUAAUGAUGUGGAUUAGAUUCAUACUUUUUACAUGAAGAAAAGAAUUUGAAAUUGAAUUAUUAUACAAAAUAUUAUAUAGUAUGUUAUGGUCAUAGCUCACUUGAACGACUAUGCUCUCACUCGGCAAAAGUAAUAUUAUUCAAUUAUGAGCUUUAAAUAUUGGUAUUUAGUACUAUUUAGAUACAAUUUACUUUAACCACGAUGGGAGGUCGCUGGCAGCCAGCAGUCUGCUAUGUUGCCAAUGUAAAGUAUAUCUAGAGGUCCAUACUUAAAGUCCAUAUUUGAAUAAUAUUUGUAUGCCAUAUAGGAAAAGAGUUGUUCGAGGAAGCUUUGACCAUUAAAUUACUUAAUAUUUAAAUUGAUACGUAAUUAUAUUUUGAUUGUUACAUACGUAAUCAUAUUUUGAUUGUUAAAUGUUUUUUAUGAUGGUUAACUAUUUCACUGGAAGAGUGUAAAAUACAGCUUAUUUCUAUUGACAUUGCAUUCCAUACAACUAGUAGUUUUAGAAGUUAGACAUAAGAGAUUUGGCAAAGAAAAUUAUUUCUGACCAUAACGGGUCUGUGGCCAUUAAUCUCCUAUUUUCAAUCUUCUAAAACUAAUAGAUAAAAAUUAUCGGUAAAUAAAAAACCAUUAAUAGAAAUAACGGUUAUUCCUAAACUAACAGUUAUUGUCUAUAAGCAUAUUUUGAGAUGAUCACUUAAUCUAAAGUUUAAAUGUGCCUAAGACUAGUUAGAUUUCUUUAAGUAACUUAAUUAAGUGUCCACAUCUAACAUGGCAGUAAAGAUUCACAAGAAAUGAUCUACUGUACAAUAAAUAUGAAUAUAAUAAUAUGAAAAUAAAAGCAUUAAGUAUUUUUUUGGAA
Molecule: messenger RNA, 2211 nt
Organism: Helicoverpa zea (corn earworm)
Lineage: Eukaryota; Metazoa; Arthropoda; Insecta; Lepidoptera; Noctuidae
Exons: 5
Coding region: 132-491 (119 amino acids)
Biological process (GO): intracellular transport
Cellular component (GO): transport vesicle; BLOC-1 complex; extrinsic component of membrane
Source: RefSeq, a predicted model, not a curated record